Alternaria hordeiaustralica is the source of this 2010-nucleotide messenger RNA. RefSeq lists its product as uncharacterized. The record is from RefSeq and is a predicted model, not a curated record. Gene Ontology annotation, molecular function: oxidoreductase activity, acting on the CH-CH group of donors. Bases 1 to 2010 code for a protein of 669 amino acids. The transcript has a single exon. Lineage: Eukaryota; Fungi; Ascomycota; Dothideomycetes; Pleosporales; Pleosporaceae.
AUGACGCAACAGCCGCCUCAGGCUUCCUCCUCCUCAACGGGCUUCUUCCAAGCCCUCCCGAUACUUCCGCCACAGUAUACGAACCCAGCUUCAAUACCAGAAACUAUCCAAAGCCGUUACUCAAACUCCGCAGAAGCCUCUGAUGACAAAAUUGUCGCGCGAAUAUUGGAUCUCUACCUGCCACAGGAUGCAACGGAGGCCACCAAGCGUGUCCAUCACCUAGCACGUUUAUCACUUAAUCCAUCUAUUUUGAAGUACGCUACGGACGCAGAGACGAACCACCCGGUACUGCGUCCGCUAUCUACCUUCGGUGCUGAAAACAAGAACGAUCCCUUAUGGACGACGACAGGAUGGCAGAAGCUAAAGGAAGUUGGCUAUCGUGAAGGUGUCGUCUCGGUAGCUUACGACAAGUCUCACCGGCGCUUCAGCAGACGCGUGGGACAGUUUGUUGGGGGUCAUGUAUGGGGCCCCACUGGUACCAUGACCGCAUGCCCUCAAAGCAUGACCGAUGGCGCCGCGACAUUGUUAGACAAACACAAGAACGACGAAGAUGGCGAUCAGCCGGGUCGAGGCGAGGUACUACGGGAAGCUUAUCGGCGGGUGUGUAGUCGCGACCCUGAUGUGGCAUGGACGAGCGGACAAUGGAUGACUGAGCGAUCUGGCGGAAGCGAUGUAUCUGGCACGGAGACACUUGCUCGACGUAUGACAGCGCAGGAGCUGGACGAGGAGGCAAAACAAGGGAGAGAUCGCGAUGCAGUUGGUAUGCAACUGGGCCCCUGGAACAUACAUGGUUUCAAGUGGUUCAGCAGCGCAACAGACUCAGAGAUGGCUGUACUCCUUGCGCGAACAGACAAAGGCGGUCUGUCUGCCUUCUACAUGCCCAUGCGACGACGCGUGGGGGCGCUGGAGAGUGAUACCCUAAACGAAGAGGCCCCGCCUCUCACCGAGCUCAACGGCGUUCGCAUCCAGCGCUUGAAGAACAAACUUGGAACAAAGUCACUACCAACUGCGGAGGUCGAGCUCAACGGCGCACGCGGUUGGCUCAUUGGUAGGGAAGGCCAGGGUGUGAAGGAGAUUUCCGCAAUUCUCAACAUCACGCGCUUGUAUACCGCAGCUGGUAGUGUAGGGAGUUGGGCGCGUGGUCUGGCAAUUUCCCGCGCCUACAGCAAAGUACGCAAAGUGCGUGGCGGGCUACUCCAAGACAACCCAACGCAUCUCGCAUGGAUGGCUGAAGAAACAGUAAAGUACUGGGCUAGUGCGCACUUCGCCUAUCUGGGUGUUGCUCUACAGGGCGCUUUGGAACAAGACUGGGACGAGAUGGUCGCGAAUACAAAAGCCGUGCAUCUGAUCCCAAGCGACAAGAUCACAGUAGCAGCGUUGUUGAGAUUGCUACUGCCCGCGAUGAAAGCUCAAGUCAGCGUCGCAUCAGUUGAUGGCCUGCGACAGUGCAUGGAAUGCCUUGGAGGUGUCGGGUACUGCGAGAACAACGAAGACGGCGGGCUGAUGAACAUCGCGAAGAUCUAUCGCGACAACCUCGUCAAUCCGAUAUGGGAAGGCACUGUCAGCGUCAUGGCAGAAGAUGUCGUUCGGGUACUCACUGAUAAGCGAAUGGGCGGCGGCGAUAUCAUGAAGAAUAUCUUCACACCGUGGGUCAGGGACGUGCUCGGUCGAUGUGCUCCAAUCUUCCAGAACGAGGUCUUGAUUGUCGAGGAGAGACUUCAGGCGCUCGACGACGUUGUUCAUAAUGCACAGAAGGAAGAGCUGCUAUACCGUGGACGAGCAAUUUUGCAACAUCUCGAGGUCGUCGCCAGCAGCGUCGCGCUGAUGUACGAUGCGCAGGCAAACCCAGACCCUGUUGCACAAGAGAUCGCAGCACGAUGGAUCCACCUGAAGGCACUUUCGCCACAAACGCAUCCGCGCUCUCGAACUUGGAAAGAGCUGUCGAGUAUGGACAAGCGCAUCUUCCUUGGAACAACGGAAGCAGCCGUCGGUGUUUCAGCAAAGCUCUGA